GUGGAAGUAGAGCAACGCGUUUCAUGGGCAGUGGCGGUAAAGAAGAAUUCUAAAAGGAAAAUGGAACUAAAAAUUCCAGCGUUCAGUUCCAAGCUGAGGCAGUAAGGCUUAAGCUAGUGUUUUCGAAGCAAGGAGAAAACAUUGAGUUAUUUUAUCAUAAUUAUCGUCAAUGAUGGAGGCAUUAACUUCUUCUCCAGUGGGCAAUCUAGGGACUUUGAUGAGUCCCAAUGACGACACCCUCCAAGAAAUCCUCCAAAGCUACGACGGUUUCUGCGCUGCUGCUAAAUCUCUCCUCAACGGCUCGAGCGAUCUCUCCGUCGAACACGACUUCGUUUCCCACGUUCAAACUCUCUGCAAAAACGGCCUCCGUAGUCUCGCUCUGGACUAUUUUCUUAGGUCACUCGAGGAAGCGUUUGAGAAAAAUGGGGCGUCGAGAUUUUGGCUACAUUUUGAGAACUAUAGCAAAAUUGAAGAAGAUUUAGAUAAGAUUGAUGAGGAUGAGAUUCAAACAGUGCUUUGCAAUGCUCUGGAGGAGAUUUGUUUAGAAAAAGAAAAUAAAGAGAAAUGCUUGUUAAUGUUAGUUCAUGCUUUACAGUCCUAUGUGGAUAAUUCAUCUGAUGAAAAGCCCAACUUUGAUGUGGGAAAAGAUUAUCUUUUUUCAAAGUAUCAAUUAAUUGUUUCUUCCAUGCUUAUGGCCAACCUUCCUCGACAUUUCCCCAAGGUGCUUCACUUUUAUUUUAAGGGAAGGCUUGAUGAGUUGAAUACCAUAAUGGAUGGAGAAUUGAAUGAGGAAAAUGAGCAACGAGAUAGAGAUGAGAUGGAUUUGGAUGAAAAGAUUAAGUAUCGAACUGGUGAAAUGGACAUCGACAAGUGCUAUUCCCAUGACAAGUUUCCCGAGAACAAUAAAUUGGUGAAGAACAUUGGGAAGGUUGUUCGUGAUCUUCGAAAUCUUGGAUUCACAUCCAUGACUGAAGAUGCCUAUGCUUCUGCUAUCUUCAUGCUUCUGAAGGCUAAAGUACAUGAUCUGGCUGGUGAUGAUUACCGGAGUUCUGUUUUGGAUUCCAUUAAGGGUUGGAUACAGGUUGUUCCUCUGCAAUUCCUGAAUGCAUUGCUUGCCUAUCUUGGUGAUUCUACUGGUUUUGCCCAACAUUCACCUGGUAGCAAAUCACCUCUGGCUUCACAGCUAUCUUCAUGCUAUUUUGGAGCAAAUACUCCAUCAGAAGGACUUAUUAGAUGGAAAUUGCGGCUAGAGUAUUUUGCUUAUGAAACAUUGCAAGACUUAAGGAUUGCCAAACUGUUUGAGAUUAUUGUUGACUAUCCUGAGAGUUCUCCUGCAAUUGAGGACUUGAAGCAGUGUCUUGAAUAUACUGGACAGCACUCUAAGCUGGUUGAAUCUUUUAUUUCUGCUCUAAGAUACCGCUUACUUACUGCGGGUGCCUCAACCAAUGACAUAUUACAUCAAUAUGUUUCAACAAUCAAGGCACUCCGGACCAUAGACCCAGCUGGUGUUUUUCUUGAAGCUGUUGGUGAACCAAUAAGGGACUACUUGAGGGGAAGAAAAGACACCAUAAAGUGCAUUGUGACCAUGCUUACAGAUGGCACUAGCGGUAAUCCAAAUGGAUCUGGAAACAGUGGAGAUAGCCUUCUUGAGGAAUUAAAUAGAGAUGAAGAAAAUCAAGAAAAUGUUGUAAUCGACGAUGAUUUUAAUACAGAUGACAAGCAAGCUUGGAUUGAUGCACAACGCUGGGAACCCGACCCUGUUGAGGCUGACCCAUUAAAAGGUAGCCGAAAUAGAAGGAAGAUUGACAUACUUGGAAUGAUUGUUGGCAUAAUUGGUUCAAAGGACCAACUUGUUAAUGAAUACCGUGUUAUGCUUGCUGAAAAACUUCUGAACAAAUCGGAUUAUGACAUUGACUCGGAGAUACGGACUGUAGAACUCCUCAAGAUACAUUUUGGUGAGAGUAGCAUGCAGAAAUGUGAAAUCAUGCUUAAUGAUUUGAUUGAUUCCAAGAGGACAAAUACCAACAUUAAAGCAACCAUUAAUAAAACAUCUCAAAUAGAUCCACAUUCAUCAGAGGCUGGUAUUUCCUUGGAUAAUCUUGAUGCUACAAUCAUAUCUUCAAAUUUCUGGCCUCCAAUCCAGGAAGAAGCCCUUAUCAUUCCUGAUUCCGUUGAUCAACUGCUCUCUGAUUAUGCAAGAAGGUUUCAUGAAAUCAAAACUCCUAGAAAGCUACUUUGGAAGAAAAAUCUUGGAACGGUCAAGUUGGAGUUGCAAUUUGAGGAUAAGACAAUGCAAUUUACAGUCGCUCCUGUGCAUGCCGCAAUAAUAAUGCAAUUUCAGGACCAAACAAGUUGGACCUCUAAGAAUCUUGCUGCUGCUACUGGGAUCCCUGUUGAUGUGCUGAACAGGAGAAUAAGUUUUUGGUUAAGUAAGGGAGUUCUUACUGAAUCAGUAGGAACAGAUCCCAGCAACCAUGUGUUUACCCUAGUCAAAGGCAUGAUUGAUGCUAGUAAGAACAGUGGUAAUACUGGAAAUUGUGAGGAGCUUUUAGCCGGUGACGAGGAGGCAGAGAGAUCCGUGGCUUCUGUUGAGGACCAACUACGUAAAGAAAUGACUGUAUUUGAGAAAUUCAUCUUGGGUAUGCUCACAAAUUUUGGUAGCAUGGCAUUAGAUCGAAUUCAUAAUACUCUCAAGAUGUUCUGUGUAGCAGACCCUCCAUAUGAUAAAUCACUCCAACAGCUGCAGAGCUUCUUAUCAGGUCUAGUUUCUGAAGAGAAAUUAGAGCUCAGAGAUGGAAUGUACUUUUUGAAGAAGUAAUUCGCUCAUAUAGUCACCGGCCAUCAACUGUUAAGCAUUUAACAGGUAGCACCGGUAAGGAUAAUCUUAGAAAGAUGAAGAGUGCCAUCCCCUUUCUUAAGUAUAUUUGACAGUCAUUUUAUGAAGAUUAUGAGAUGCUUUUUCGAUUCUAAAAUCAUCUCCGUUAAAGGCGGUCCUGCUCUACUUCUGACAAGAUUUAUACAGGGAAUGACAUAAUUUCGGGUUGUUCUUGAGAUUGUUCAUGUUGCUAAGGGAUGCAAUCUACUGUGUUUAGAGAAAUUAUUGAGGUCGAGAGACUAGUGUAAUUAUUUAUGUACCCGUUUU
Hibiscus syriacus is the source of this 3142-nucleotide messenger RNA. Its product is annotated as anaphase-promoting complex subunit 2-like. The coding region runs from base 170 to 2818 and encodes 882 amino acids. Gene Ontology annotation, biological process: ubiquitin-dependent protein catabolic process. Gene Ontology annotation, cellular component: anaphase-promoting complex. The transcript is spliced from 15 exons. Gene Ontology annotation, molecular function: ubiquitin protein ligase binding. The record is from RefSeq and is a predicted model, not a curated record. Lineage: Eukaryota; Viridiplantae; Streptophyta; Magnoliopsida; Malvales; Malvaceae.